This is a messenger RNA of Brassica oleracea var. oleracea, 1227 nucleotides long. RefSeq lists its product as uncharacterized. The record is from RefSeq and is a predicted model, not a curated record. The transcript is spliced from 3 exons. The coding region runs from base 1 to 1227 and encodes 408 amino acids. Lineage: Eukaryota; Viridiplantae; Streptophyta; Magnoliopsida; Brassicales; Brassicaceae.
AUGGCACAAGAUAUGAAGUUUGGUAUGGAAGAGUUAGAGCUUCCAAGUAGAUUGUUUGAGACAGGCUAUGAACUCACUGGCAAGAAAAGGGUUAACAACUAUUUCAAUCUCCGUUGGAUCGAAGUAAUAAAGAGUGCAUUAGAGGAUGAGGACCUCACGAUGUUGAGUGCGUCACAGUUUGGCCAAGUACUAAAGAUGGGGUCCCAUGCCUUCUCGGUUAUGUUUCUUCACUACCUUCUUUCACGACAGUUGAUCACUGAGAAGGACUUCGAACUAUGGUGGCUUUUCGUGGGGAAACCAAUUCGUUAUGCUAUUCAAGACUUUGCACUCGUAACUGGGCUCAAUUGUGGCCAAAUAGUGGACCUUCACCAUCAGGCGAAGGGUAAAGGUGUGCGUGGUAAGGGAACCGGAAAAUCGACAUCAUCGAGCGCUUCUCCGUCCACAUGGGAUGUUCUGUUUGGAAGGGAGGAUAAGCCCACCACCAGCUGGAUAAUUGACCGCCUUGUGAAGGGAAAGAAAUACAAGGAUCCGUUAACUCGUCUCCGCUUGGCCUUGUUGGUGCUGGUUGAAGGUAUUUUGUGCCCCACAUGUGGCACAACAAACAUCAGACCUGAGGUUGUGCGGAUGAUGGAUAAUCUGGAUGAGUUCCUAAACUAUCCAUGGGGGCGUGAGUCAUUUCUCCUGACGGUGCGCAGUACAAAAUCUCGUCGUCCCAAUCAUUUUGUGUUACAAGACACAAUGGCCAUCCAAGAAUUCUCGCAUGCCAUGGUUCUUGUUACAGUUGCUGCUUGCCCCGCGAUACUACUUAAGCCCGGAGCAGUUACCCUUCUGGAUGAUGAGUCUAAAAACAGUGAAGAUAUUCUUAACGAGUUGCUUGAUAGGAAGUUCAGCGUGAAUGUCGUCUCAGCCAAAGCUGUCGACCAAAAGGGCCAUGCUUUUGUGCGAUCUAUUAUUAGAUCAGAUGAAGCUGGUGAGGAGUUAUAUCGUGAGUUGGAAAACACGGAAAACGAAGCUGUUGAUCACCUGGUUGCACUAGCUCGUGAUGACUACCCAUUUGAACACAACACAUGGACAGGUGGUGUGAAAGCAGAUGAUGUGAAGGUGAAGAAGGGCCACCCUCUCCCAACUGACGAGCACGAACCUGAAGAAACUGAAGGGAAUAUGGGCAGCAAGGAGGUGGUGACGAUGUCAUCCACUCUGGAGAAGGAAGAGGCCAACCAAGUAUGA